Pygocentrus nattereri (red-bellied piranha) is the source of this 1504-nucleotide messenger RNA. RefSeq names its product SET and MYND domain containing 3 (gene smyd3). The transcript is spliced from 12 exons. Gene Ontology annotation, molecular function: protein binding. Gene Ontology annotation, cellular component: nucleus. NCBI's taxonomy places the organism in Eukaryota, Metazoa, Chordata, Actinopteri, Characiformes, Serrasalmidae. The coding region runs from base 12 to 1334 and encodes 440 amino acids. The record is from RefSeq and is a predicted model, not a curated record.
UGUUCCUGAACAUGAUGGCGGCGCACGCGGAGAGGUUUCUUACUGCACGGGCGGGAAACGGGCUGCGCGCGGUCGGUGAGAUCAAAGCGGGAGCGGCGAUUCGGCUCCGAGAGAUCAAAGGCGGCGACGCCCAGAGCAGCGCGCCCUUCGCCUUCUGCGUCGCGAGGAAGUUCCUGCAGAGCGCGUGCCACAACUGCGUCCGCACGGGUCAGAAGCUUUUGAGAUGCUCUCAGUGUAAAACUGCCCGAUACUGCAGUGUCCAGUGCCAGAAAGAAGCGUGGCCGGAGCAUAAGAGCGAAUGUCCGUGUCUAAAGCGCGUCCACCCCCGCAUUCCCACCGACUCCGUCCGGCUCACCGCCAGGAUCAUCUUCAGGCUGCUGAGUGAUCCGGCGGCGGACGGGGAGGAGCUGUACUCCAUAGCAGAGCACCAGCCACAUCUGGAGGAUAUGAGUGAUGAGCAGAGGGAGGGGUUAACUCACCUGUGCAGUACGCUGAAGAUCUACCUGGGCCAGGAGAACACCGACAGAUCCCUGCCAAACGGACUGACCCCGAUCAGCCUGCUCGCACGGGUCACCUGUAACUGCUUCAGUAUCAGUAAUGGUGAGCUGCAGGAUGUCGGUGUGGGGCUCUACCCCAGCAUGUCUCUGCUGAACCAUGACUGUCGGCCGAACUGUGUGGUGGUCUUUCUGGGGAGGAGACUGCAGCUCCGAGCCGUACGGCACAUCCAGCCUAAUGAGGAGUUAACUAUCAGUUAUACAGAAGUGCUGGCGCCCCGUGUGGAGAGGAGGGUUCAGUUACAGCAGCAGUAUCACUUCCUCUGUCAAUGUCAGCGCUGCAGCAGAGAGGACACGGACUGUGACCUGUUGGCUGGUGAUGAAACUGUGUGGAUGAUUCUGAGAGAGAAGCUCCCUCAGCUGGAGAAACUACAGGCUGAGAACCAAUGGGAAGAACUCCUAAAGGAGAGCGAGUCGCUGGUAUCCACCCACGCGGGUGCUGUUCCAGACUCUAACGUCUACCUGCUGCGGCUGCUGGACCUGGCCAUGGACGCCUGCAUCAGCCUGGAUCAGUACGAGAACGCGCUGGGGUUCGGGAACCGGACGCUGGGACCGUAUCAGCUGCACUAUCCUGAUCCCCAUCCGUCCAGAGCCGUGGAGCUGCUGAGGGUCGGGAAGCUGCAGCAUUACCUGGGAAAACUGGAAGACGCUCAGACCAACUUCAGACAGGCAUAUGAUGUGAUGAAGGUGACCCAUGGGACUGACCACCCACUGAUAAAUGAAGUGCGGAGGAAGUUGGAGGAGUGCCAGGCUGAGCUGAGGAUGGUCCAGUCUUCUUAGAGCUGCUGACCAGGACAGGACACUCCACAUUCCUCACAGUGCAGUUUCACACUUUCACACUUCACCUGUCCAUCAGCACCUGCUCGUGUUCUCCUGCACUCUCAGUUCCUGGAUGGCUUUGUUUACUGUUUGUCCUCUGACAGUAAAAAUAAACCAGGCUGAAUUCUGAA